Messenger RNA from Drosophila erecta, 2165 nucleotides. RefSeq names its product neprilysin-1. The record is from RefSeq and is a predicted model, not a curated record. Gene Ontology annotation, biological process: protein processing. Lineage: Eukaryota; Metazoa; Arthropoda; Insecta; Diptera; Drosophilidae. The transcript has a single exon. Gene Ontology annotation, cellular component: plasma membrane. Gene Ontology annotation, molecular function: metalloendopeptidase activity. Bases 30 to 2075 code for a protein of 681 amino acids.
GUCCAGUGUGAAAACAAAGCUCGACCGUUAUGGAACGCCUCCCAGCUUCCGCCUGCCUAAUCUUUGUCACCUUGGCCGUCGGUUCAUCGGCCAUCCAGGGCGGUGUCUUCAAGGAGUUAACGACACCCCUGGGCCAGCAGAUCAUGCGGAUCGCCAAGUCGGCGGAGAUGCGCUCCUUUAUGGACACCGCUGUGAGUCCCUGUGACGAUUUCUACGGCUAUGCCUGCGGGAAUUAUGCGGCAAUAAAUGCGGCAAACUCAAAGAAAGACACCAAUAUCCGCCAGCUUAUGUUUGAGAACUAUCUGCGUCGGGUAGGGCAAGUGCUCAACGAGCCCCGGAUAAGUACAGAUCGGCCGAUGGAGGUACGUGUGAAGUAUUUCUACGAGUCCUGUCUGGACACAGCGGCCUUAAGGACGAAACAGCGAUCUCAUCUGCUCAGUGUUCUAAGGGAGUUCGGUGGAAUGCCGGCUGUGGAGGGCAAGUCAUGGGACUACGUCGGCUUUGACGCCCUCGAGAUAAUGGCUCAGUUGCUCCGCCGCUACGGAAAGUCGACUCUACUUGGUGUCUAUGUGGUUCCGGAUCACUCCAACUCACAAAUUAAACGACUUCAGUUGGGCCAAAAGCUUGAUCUCGUCGUGAGCGAUGAGUUUGCCAAUCUGUCAAAGAAGCUCGCGCUGAAGAUGCGUCUGCGGAACCUCCUGGGUCUGUCGGAGGAGCUAGCUGGAAAGACUGCUGAGGAGAUAAUCGAACUGGAGUCAGAACUAUCGCGUAGUGCUUUCGACCAUAGAAUCAACCGCGAUCCACGACUGAUGCGCCAUCUGACCUUGCUGUCUAACAUGAGUGAUGCUUACGGACCGAUCCUUAACGUGACUCGUUUUGUGACCUCCUGGUUGGGUUCCGAAUACAAUCUUCCGGUUUUCGAGUCGGUGCCCAGCUACCUUUUCCAGGUGAAGAAGAUCCUCCUGAGCACUCCCAACCAUGUGCUGGCCAACUAUAUGCUGUCCAGUCUGUUGACCGACUAUGAGAUCACGGCGAAUGAGGAGCAGCAGAAAGUGAUCUGUCACGAGCGGAUCACUGAGCUGUUUCCCGAUGUGGUGGACCAUAUGGUGUACCACUCACUAGAGCAGCAAAGUCCCCACAUAGUCAACGAGAUGAGGAGUCUGUGGGCGGAGCUGAAGGCCUCCUUUCAGGAAAUGCUUAGUUCUCCGGGCAUCGAAUGGCUGGAGGAGCAGACACGUGAGGAAUUACUGGAAAAACUCAAGAGUAUGUCCUUUGAGAUAGCCGGCGGUCAGGCGGUCAACUUUGAGGAGCUGUACGGCGAUCUGGUGGUCAGCUCCGCCGAUUAUUACGGCAAUGUCCAACGCCUGCUGGAGGUGAAGGCCAGCAAUCUCCGUGCGGAUCUAAUGCGGGAGUCCAGCAGCGUAAACUACUACCACGGCGUAACCGAGACCCCAAUCUACGAGACUGAAACCAAUCUAGUGGUGCUGCCGGUCAGCUAUAUGCAGCAUCGCUAUCUGUGGGACGACAUUUAUCCGACUGCUCUUAAGUACGGCACUUUAGGUUUUACACUGGCUCACGAGAUGGCCCACGGAUUUGAUGAUCUGAACCGUCUCUACGACAGCAAGGGAAACCUCAACGACAACUGGAGCAGCCAGACCAAGGUGGGUUUCGAGCUGAUCAAGAAUUGCCUAGCGGACCAGUUCAGUGGGAUGCGGUACGGCAACUUGCUAUUGCGUAGAUUGGAGUCGCAAGCAGAGAGUAUAGCGGACAAUGUGGGUAUUCGCAUUGCGCAGUCGGCGUACCGGAAAUGGUUGGAUCAAGUAAAGCUGGAGGAAACGGAAACCCUGCCGCACAUGACGCAGUUGCCGGAUCAGCUUUUCUUCCUCAGCGCAGCACAGUUCAUGUGCUCCGAUAUCUAUCCAGAAAGGCGUGCGAGCUUCGUCCGACACAACUUCCAUCCGCCAUAUGAGGCCAGGGUAUUCGCCAUGAUGAUCAACAGCCCAGCCUUCGCCGAGGCAUUCCAGUGCAGCAACUCGACCAAAAUGAAUCCCCCAAACAAGUGCCUGAUGUAUUGAGAUUUCCCAUGUCUAGCUGAUUACGCGUAGAUGUACAUAUAUGUACUGAAUAAAAUUGUUCCGCUUCCCAAACAUUGGGGCACACACUCA